This is a messenger RNA of Aspergillus lentulus, 969 nucleotides long. Its product is annotated as S1 family peptidase. The record is from RefSeq and is a predicted model, not a curated record. Lineage: Eukaryota; Fungi; Ascomycota; Eurotiomycetes; Eurotiales; Aspergillaceae.
AUGCCCCGGACUCUACGAUCAAGCAGGCGUCACGUAGACUCCUGGCACACCACCGAAGCAAACACCCUGUCCCCAAUUCAACCUGUCCGCUUCAUCACACCACAAGCACGCUCAGAUCACCCACAACAAAACAUCGCGCUGCUUCCCCCAGACCAAACCCGCCUCCCGCACCUAACCACAAAAGAAAUAACCCUCCUCCGGAAGAAACAAUCCCGCCUACGCGCAUCCGCAUCCGCCACAAGGACGACCACAGCGGACUACGGUCCACCUGCCUUGCAAGCCCUCUCCUCAACCCUCAUCUUCGCGCAGCACGAAGCAGGCACAGCAGUAUGCAUCCAUCCCGCUGGAUGGCUCCUCACCUGUGCACACUGCUUCGGCGAGACCGAGGCCGAGUGGCGCUCCAACAGCCGGAAAUGGCUCCUCUAUUUCACAGGACAAGCAGUCCUCGUCGAGUGUGUAGCCUGGGACGCGAGGCGCGACCUCGCUCUCGCUAGAAUUACUGCGCUUGAAUGCCUGACUCCGGCCACCUCCCAGAAUUUAAUCCCAAUUUUCGCGUACGUACCACUAGCACCACCAUCAGCUUCUCUCAGCUCCGAGAUCCUCUGCAUCGGACAGCCAGGCUCUGAUGAUUUGGAGUCGUUCGUCCCGCGAAAAACAGCCUACGAUCUUAUUGAGAUUUCGGAAGGGCAAUUGCGCGGGUUGAUACCCGGUGCUGAUCCGCAUGACAACGAGGAGAUUGGGGCGCUGAGGCACGAUGCCUGGACGUACUGGGGUCAUUCUGGGGCGCCUUUGCUCCGGCGGACUGAUGGUGUGUUACUCGGGUUGCAUUCAUCGUGGGAUGAGACUACGGCUAUGAGGCAUGGGGUGCCGAUUGUUGCGGUUAGGGAGUUUCUCAGAAAGGAAUUUCCUGGGGGUUGGGUAGAGGACCAGGGUAAAGAGGAGGAGAGAGAGGUGAUUAUAAUUGAUUGA